AUGGGAAAUAAUUGUUGUGCAGGAGGUCCAUAAGGAGACAAAGCAGGCGAAGUUUAUGUAUAUCCUUAAAAUCCGGACCAAUCAAUAGUAAUAGAUGAUAAUUAAAACAUAAACUAACAUACAAGUAAGGCUGAAAAAGUAACUGUAAAAGCAAAUAACGUAAAUACAAAAUCCGUAGAUAAAAUCGAACAAACACAAGAAGAAUAAUAAAAUAAUUAAGAAAUAUAGGAAUAAAAUCAUUAAAAAAAAUAAUGCUUUGAAUCUUAAUUAGUUAAUAAAUAAGAAUAAUAAAAACAUAAAGUUCAAUAAUUAGAAGAGUUAUAAUAAGUUCAUGCACCGAAUCCUAUUAUAGCCAAAAGAAUACCAUAAGUACCUAAUUAUGAUAACAUUGCGACUAAAAAAUCAUAUGAAAAGUGCGGAGAAUUCUAAUUUGAUUAAGAUUUUGAUGAAGAUAAGUCCUUGCCGAUUUUAGGACCAUAUGAAUUUGAAAAUUAAGCUGUUUAUAUAGGAUAAUGGAAAAACGGAUAAAGAAAUGGAAAGGGUAAAUAAUAUUGGUCAGAUGGUUCUUUUUACGAAGGAUAUUGGAGAAAUAAUAUGGCAAAUGGAAAAGGUAGAUUAAUUCAUGCAGAUGGUGAUGUAUAUGAAGGAGAAUGGAAAAACGAUAAAGCACAUGGAAAAGGUUUCUAUGAUCAUACUGAUGGAGCUAGAUAUGAUGGAGAAUGGUAUGAAGAUAAAUAAAAUGGAUAUGGAGUUGAAACUUGGCCUGAUGGAGCUAAGUAUGAUGGACAUUAUGAUGUUGGAAAAAAACAUGGGCUGGGUACUUUUUUCUGGGCUGAUGGAUCUAAAUAUACAGGAUAGUUUAUUAAUAAUAAUAUACAUGGAUAGGGCACUUAUGAAUGGGCAGAUGGAAGAAAAUAUGAUGGUGAGUGGAAUAAUAAUAAAAUGGAUGGUAAAGGAAAAUUCUAAUGGGCUGACGGUAGAAAAUAUGAUGGUGAAUAUUUAGAUGAUAAAAAGCAUGGUUAUGGUAUUUUUGAAUGGCCUGAUGGAAGAAAAUAUUAAGGAAAUUGGGAAAAUGGCAAAUAACAUGGAAUUGGAGUGUAUAUAGGUUCUAAUGGAUAAGAAAGAGAAGGUGAAUGGGUUAAUGGAAAAAGAGUUAAAUGGUCUAAAAAAAGGGGCGAUGAAGAUUAAGAAUGA
Ichthyophthirius multifiliis is the source of this 1194-nucleotide messenger RNA. RefSeq names its product MORN repeat protein. NCBI's taxonomy places the organism in Eukaryota, Ciliophora, Oligohymenophorea, Hymenostomatida. The record is from RefSeq and is a predicted model, not a curated record. The transcript is spliced from 6 exons.